Messenger RNA from Hippocampus zosterae (dwarf seahorse), 1756 nucleotides. It is a transcript of the gene twsg1a, whose product is annotated as twisted gastrulation BMP signaling modulator 1a. Lineage: Eukaryota; Metazoa; Chordata; Actinopteri; Syngnathiformes; Syngnathidae. The coding region runs from base 328 to 1005 and encodes 225 amino acids. The record is from RefSeq and is a predicted model, not a curated record. Gene Ontology annotation, biological process: regulation of BMP signaling pathway. The transcript is spliced from 5 exons.
AGGCGGGAGGGAGGCGACAACAAUAACAACAAUGGUGGUGUUUUUAGUUCCGAUUAUUUACAACUUGUUGUCAGAUCGUAGUGACACCCCCUAAUCUUCUCAGACCUCCCCCACCGGUUACUUCUUUCUCCUCAUGGUCGUGGAGUCGGCGCGUAGGAGCCGAGGACCAAUAUGGAGCGUGUGCCUUUAAGACUUGAAACUGACGCCUUGUGUUAGCCCACACACACGCACACGCACACGCAUACACUGUCCGAACCGAACCACUCGAAAAGAAACGACUUCUUUGGGCAUCCUGGUGUUCCAGUGCCGCGCAGGCGAGCCGUCAGGAUGAGGUCUGGUCAGCUGAUCCAUCCCGCCUCUGCCGCCACCACCACGCUCCUCUUCCUCCUCUCGGCGCUGUCUCUCACCUCCGGCUGCAACAAAGCUCUGUGCGCCAGUGACGUCAGCAAGUGUCUCAUCCAGGAGUUAUGCCAGUGUCGCCCAACCGACGGCAACUGUUCAUGCUGCAAGGAGUGCAUGCUGUGCCUGGGCAACCUGUGGGAGGAGUGUUGCGACUGCGUAGGGAUGUGCAACCCCAAGAACUACAGCGACUCUCCGGCCACAUCCAAGAGCACAGUCGAGGAGCUGCACCGGCCCAUCCCAUCGCUUUUCCGCGCCCUCACUGAGGGCGACGCCCCCGUCAACAUGAUGGUGGUCUCCUUCCCCGUGGCCGAGGAGCUGUCCCACCACGAGAACCUGGUCUCCUUCCUGGAGUCGCUGGACGGCCCUCACCAGAACGUGUCGGUGCCCUCCAACAGCAUCCACGCCAGCUAUGACGCACAAGAGAACAUGUGCACGGUGGUGUACUUUGACGACUGCGUGUCCAUCCGCCAGUGCAAAUUGUACUGCGAGUCCAUGGGGGGCUCCAAGUACCGCUGGUUCCACAACGCCUGCUGCCAAUGCAUCGGGCCCGAGUGCAUCGACUACGGCAGCAAAGCCGUCAAAUGCAUGAACUGUCUCUUCUGAGCCUGCCCUGUCCCUUAUCCGCUCGACAGGACUCCAAGCCCCCUUUCACACUGCCAUUUUACGCCUUUUCACUGUCGCUCUUCUGUCUUAUAAGGACAGCAACGCCCAAAAUCGGUUGCAAGAAGUCAACCCAACAAUUCCCAACUCAAAGGAAUUUUCUGAAGUCACUUCUCCCGUCCUGUUGCGCUGAAAGGAUUUCAUGCAUCACACCAGACACUGGCAAUAUUCCGUCUUUUGCAGGCUCUAUCAGGGCUGUAAUAGAGGCCAGGUGCCGAAAUUCUGAAAGUUUACUCCUCAACACUUAGUUUUCCUAACCCUUUUGUGUUGAAGGCAACUGUUGCUGUCUGACAACUGUUUUAUACAUCUGAAAAUCGGAUAGCAGGAGUAUGUGUCGUGUGAAAAUCCACGAAGUCGUGUAAAUAUCCCUCCUUGGCCAGGUUUUGUGUGAAAAGGCAAUAGCAGAUAAAUAUGGGUUCUUUUGUCACAUAGCUUUGAUGCUGCAAUUUUGCUUGAAUCUCUGUCUAAAAGACAAAGCCCAAUGAAUACUGGAUAUUUUGUUGCCACUUGAUGCGGGAAUUGUGCAGGAUCUCUGUAAAAAAGGGAAAAGAUGAAAAUGUUUGACUCUACUAUUCUUGUUCUGGUGCGGAAAUUCAGCUGAAAAAGGUGGAUAAAUUCCAGCUGUUUCUGUCAUGCCGCCAGUGGAGGAAUUUUACAGGAGCUUUGUGUAAAAGCCCCCUCAAAUAAAAGGAAA